UCUAGACUCUGAAUACCUGCCUCAUAUUCACUAGUACCAUUGAAAAGAGAGCAAACAGAGCCGCCACCAACAAAAGGAGAUUGCCUGAUGAGCUUCUCACUUCCGCAAGCUCAACAGGGUUGCACAAGCCGUAGACCUCGGACUCCGCUGCGGUGAAAUGACGCAUUACAGAAUAAUGUUCCGCAUAGAUUAAAACUUGAUGAGUGCCACUUAGCUGCAUCCCCCUCUUUAUCAACUUUCUUUUUCCUGAGGCCCAUCUAUCAGCAUGUAUCUCGGGUCUCUUUUUCCCUUGCUCGCAGUUCUUGCCCUUGGCACCUUGGGAGAAGAAGCGAUUGGCGCAUCUUCGAGAUGCAAAUGUGUUCCCGGCCAAAGUUGCUGGCCUUCUGCUGCAGAAUGGAAAGCUUUCAACAAGAAGAUCGGGGCCAGUCUUAUCAAGACUGAGCCAAUCGCGCAGUCAUGCUACCCCGGUCCAGAGAAGGAUCUGAAGCAAUGCGCGUAUGUGAACAAAAUGUGGUCGGAUCAGGAUUUCCAGUCCUCAAAUCCUAUCGGAAGACCUUAUCCGUAUAACAUCACCUGUGCACCGGUGGAUUACGCUGCUGGCCAAGAGCCUACUACCUGUAGUCUCGGUUCUUUACCUGUUUACGCUGUUAAUGCUACUACACUAUCACAAAUCCGAGAUACAAUUGCGUAUGCGCGUGAGCGGAACAUUAGACUUGUCGUUACUGGAACAGGUCAUGAUCUUCUCGGUCGCUCCGAUGGGUUCGGUGGUCUUGAGCUUUGGCUUCAUCAAUUCAAGAACGGGAUUAAUUUCCAAAAGACUUACAAAUCUGAGAAUCAGUGCAAGAAGUCUGGCUGGAAGGGUAGUGCUAUCAAGAUUGACGGCAACUACCAGUGGCGCGAUGUUUACAAGGUUGCUGAGGCCAACAAUGUCAUUGCAGUUGGUGGGGGUUCUAUCACGCCUGGAGCGAUCGGCGGGUGGGCUUCUGGUGGUGGCCAUGGACCUGCGACGAGGAACUACGGCCUUGGUGCUGAUCAGAUUCUGGAAGCAGAAGUGAUGCUAGCUGAUGGAAGAGUCGUAAUCGCCAAUCACUGUGAGAAUACUGGACUGUUCCGCUCCAUGCGAGGCGGUGGGCCUGGCUAUGGUGUUACCUUGAGCAGUACCAUCAAGGCUCAUCCCAAUGUCGAAGUUGUUACAGCUCAUCACUUACAAAUCGCGCCGCUGGAAAAAUCCGAGAAGAAUGCAGAUCUACUCGAUGCCGUUUCUGUCUUGCUGCAGUCGCUUCCUGAUCUCAACGACGCUGGCUUCGCUGGGUAUGGUUACUGGUUCCGUAACUUCCCCACCGUUUUCGUUGGAAAUGCUACCUCUGGUUAUUCUCACGGCUUUUGGACAAUCGGGAAGGGCCGUGAAGAGGCUGAAGUCAGCUGGGCUCCAGUAAGAAAGGCGCUGUCCAAGUUCAAGGAUAAGCUCUACAUGAACGAGAGUUGGGCCACAUAUGACGAUUACUGGUCAUUCUACCAUGCUGAGUCAGGACUGUAUGACCCAACUGGAGAUACUUCAGUUUUGACCUCGAGGCUCAUUGACCGUCAAAGUGUGGAGAGCUUCGACAAAGUCAGAGAUGCCGUCGAAGCCAUGAGCGGCAAACCCGAUGAAUUCGGCACAAGUGUCAUUCUUCUUACUUCCGGUGGUCAAGUCUUCAAGGACGCCUCAGACAAGACAAGUGGACUUCACCCUGCCUGGAGAAAGUCACACUUCGUUCUCAUCUCAGGCACUGGAACUUCCCGCACUGCAAGUCUCGCUGAGCGUAAAGCAGCAAACGAUGAUGUGACGUUCGUCAAGGGUGCUGCAGCGAAGAAGCUGGCUCCCAACACCGGUGGUUAUAUGAACGAGGGUGAUCGCAAUGAUCCUGAUUGGAAGAAGUCCUUCUAUGGUAGCUUGUAUGGGGAGCACCUCAAGACCAAGAAGAAGUACGAUCCGUCUCACGUUCUCUACUGUCCUACUUGUGUUGGGUCUGAGGACUGGAUUGAGAGACCAGAUGGACCUUUAUGUAGAGUUAAAUAGAUAGGACAAAUCUAGAUUUAAG
Messenger RNA from Fusarium redolens, 2081 nucleotides. RefSeq lists its product as uncharacterized. NCBI's taxonomy places the organism in Eukaryota, Fungi, Ascomycota, Sordariomycetes, Hypocreales, Nectriaceae. Gene Ontology annotation, molecular function: oxidoreductase activity; FAD binding. The record is from RefSeq and is a predicted model, not a curated record. Bases 266 to 2059 code for a protein of 597 amino acids. The transcript has 2 exons.